CCAAAUCAGAUACCGAAGGCCGACAGCCCCGCGCGCAGCGCGACGGCCUCAGGCAGAUCUUUACCAGGGAGUGGCUCUGCUCCGCUGUCCCACGUCAUCCACGUGGCGGUUGGACGUGGUCACGGCCAUUCACGAGUGCAUGGGUGAACCAGCGAGCUUGCGGCGGGGUUGGGUGUUCGUAAUUAUUAUGCUAUUAUCAUUUUCAUCAUUUAAUAAUAAUAAUAAUAAUAAUAAUUAUAAUAAUAAUAAUAAUAAUAAUAAUAAUAUACUAUAAUAAUAACAAUAAUAAUAAUAAUAACAAUAAAAUAUCUGAAUAGCAAAAACAAGGACCAACCACAACAAGACGGUCUUCAUCUCCAAACGACACGUGUCCAGCUUCAAAGGAGACCAGACAAUAUCGGCAACGAGCACACUUCCGUCCGACGGCUAUGGCGUCAGCAGUCCCAACUGUGGCGACAGUGGCCUCCAAGCUUGGCUGCCAAUCCGGAUUAGAGCUGGUUUCACCGUCCGAGGGGGUGACGACGCAUCGUCAUGUGCGACAGCGGGCGAGCAUCGUGGGAGGCAGCUGCUGCAAGGGCUGGCUAUGGCAGACUUCAUCUCCCCUCUCCAUGGGAGUCCGGAGAGGGGAGAUGACCUGCAGUGGUGGCCAUGGCCAUGACCAUGACCAUGGAAGCAGCAACGGCUUCGUCUGCUCGGAUUUGACCUGGGCACGGGAUCGGAUGCACGAGGUUGUCGGCUCGUCAUCCCUAGCAGGUGAGAAUGUGGUCCGACAUGCCAAUGGUGCUCAAACCCGCCAUCAUCGUCGUCACCACGGGAAUUGCGAGCAGAGAGGGACGGUUGUGUGUCUGGCUGGGAGAGAUGAUGGCGGCGAGCCAUCUACGAAUGCCGCUUCGACAGCGUACAGGAGUUUGGUUUGUCAGUCUUGCGAGGGGAAUGGUGCAGUCGUGUGCACUCAGUGCAAGGGAGGAGGAGUGAACCUCCAGGAUCACUUUCAAGGGCGAUUCAAAAUGGGGGCUGUUUGCUGGCUAUGUCGUGGGAAGAAGGAGACUCUCUGUGGAAAUUGUAACGGAGCCGGCUUUCUGGGCGGCUUCUUGAGUACAGCGGACGAGUAGACCCACCUCUACCUUUACCCGUUGUUUCAAUCUUAACAAGCCUCUGCUUCUUUUCCGACUUGACAACAACAGACAUGGCCCAUCAUGAGCACAUGGUAUGAACCCUAGUUAGGCAGAUCGCAGGCUUUCUAUCAUCAGGGUGUGGAGGUGUAGAUGGAGAUGAAAACCGAGAUCGAAACGGAGAUGGCAAUGGAGAUGGAGAUGGAGAUGGAGAUGGAGACGGGGGGAUAGGAGAUGGAGAUGGAGAUGGAGAUGGAGAUGGAGAUGGAGAUGGAGAUGGAGACGGGGGGAUAGGAGAUAGGAGAUGGAGAUGGAGAUGGAGAUGGAGAUGGAGAUGGGAGGAUAGGAGAUAGGAGAUAGGAGAUGGAGAUGGAGAUGGAGAUGGAGACGGGGGGAUAGGAGAUGGAGAUGGAGAUGGAGAUGGAGAUGGAGAUGGAGAUGGGGGAAUAGGAGAUAGGAGAUGGAGACGGGAGGAUAGCAGAUAGGAGAUGGAGAUGGAGAUGGAGAUGGGGGGAUAGGAGAUAGGAGAUGGAGACGGUGGUAUAGGAGAUAGGCGAUGGAGAUGGAGAUGGAGAUGGAGAUGGAGAUGGAGGCGGGGGUGUGGCAGAACAGUCUGUUACCACGACAUAUUUUGACUGAAGUUAUGAGCCUCAGAUCGGCUCUUCAAAUGCGUCAAUCAAUGGAUAGAUCAGAGGAGAACAUGGAUGUAUCAAUUGAUAGAUAGAUGAACUGGUAGAUGGUUGGUUGGUUGGAUGGAUGGAUGGAUGGAUGGAUGGAUGGAUGGAUGGAUGGAUGGAUGGAUGGAUGGAUGGAUGGAUUUAUGAUUGGAUGGGUGGACUGAUGAUUGGAUGGAUGAGAUAGAUGGGUAGGCAAACUGAAUAAGGACGAUCACGAUCUAGGAUUCUCCGCAGGCCGCGGGGAAAGGGGAGGUAGCGCAACUGAUAGUAAUUGGGCAGCAGGCUUGAAGAGGUAGAGAGGCUGAUGGAAGCAGCUCGCAGGGAACGCAGCGGUUGAGGUUGUCUGUACAGUGCCCGACCGUACACGGUCUCAAGAAUGGAUAUGCUUCCUGUGCUGUGCAGACUGUGGUACGGACUCGACCGUUCACGGGCUCGAGACCGUACAUGGACUCGAGACCUCGACAGUGAUAUGCUUCCUGUACUGUCCAGAGUGUGGUAUGGGAAUUCACUGGUACUUGGACCUUCGACUUUCACUGGUACUCGGACUUUUGACUUUCACUGGUACGCGGACCCUUGACUUGACUAUGACGGUCUUGCCGAUGACUUGCUGUUUGUGAAACUAGCCCACAGAUAAUAGCUCUCCGAUCCCAGCGCCACUGGUCCCCCCAGCUAUCCAUCUCUACAGGAUUGGGUCCCAUCAUCUCCAUGUAAGAAUGGUCCCUGGGUACUGUUAACGCCAGGUGAGAAUGGUCCCGGGGCUCUGCGAACAGAUGUACUCUAUUGUGACUGCAGACAUUCUGAUCUUGAGUGGGAAAUGCCACGUCAAUGACUGUCGUGAUGGCCUCAGGUCAUGAAUCUCCCUUUUUUUGACAACCUGUGUGUGCGGUAGGUCGUACUUGGCGAGAGCGGUGCUUGUGUAACCGCGGGGACUCGUGCAACAGAUGCAGUAAGUGCUAGUGCUAGCACUGGUCUGUCAUGUCUCGAUUAUUGUGGUGAUGCCAGGUUGGCCAACUGGCGUUGAUUUUUCCUACUUGACGGCUGUGAUGUGACAUGUGCAAAUGAAGCUGUGCUGUAAAA
Molecule: messenger RNA, 2866 nt
Organism: Chara braunii
Lineage: Eukaryota; Viridiplantae; Streptophyta; Charophyceae; Charales; Characeae
Source: the annotation of a GenBank genome assembly